CUCCAGAGUGGGCUGACCACCUGUGGCCUGUCCUGAGGGCAGAGCCUAAAUACUAAUAUUUUGUGAUCUAACCAAAAUGUCUAUGCAUUUAUUUGAAAAUUAAAAUAGUCAAGUCAAGCAGUGUUUAUUCCUGACUCUUAGUUUCACAGAUUUAGAAAAACAUUGUACAGAUUAGAUAAAAUUAAAUGAGCACAAUAUGACAUGCUUAAAGCAUAAGAGACAAAAUAAUCAUGAAAACAAAAACAGAUGCACAGAGAUUUAUUUUCAUGUAUCACAUAUAUUGUCACAUCACACAUUUUUUGCAAAAAUAUAUAUAUUGUGAAACUAAUUGAAUAUCUGUUGUAUCUAAAGUAACAUUUUAAAUGGCAAUGGUCGUAGUGUUUUCUUUAAAAGCCUCUCUAACAUCAGUUAGCCACAUGGCCACCCUCCUCUGAACGUGUCAUUAAAUCAUGGACAAUCUGUUAGAGCAGUGGCACGUGCAGGGGGGGGGGGGGGGGUCUGAAAUGCCCAAAGUGCCAUUUUUCCUGUCGUUCGUCAGAUUUUACCAUACAAAACUGUUAUACUGUGAUACAUAUCAGGCACUAGGAUCAUGCGGAGGCAGCCGCCUCAAGCUGAAGCCUAUUUUCCCUUAGACCCGCCUACAAGCUCACUGAUUGGCUCCGCCGCAUCAUACUAACGUGUGACUGGUUGUCCUUGCUGUCGCUCUACCUUGUAGCCAUGGAGACGACGAUGCGGUGGACAGUCGAACAAGGUAUCCCGAACACUCUAGAGACCACCCUUUAAGAUGCUCCGCUUGCCAACCCGAAAAGAAACACCAGGGUAUCAAUUGUGGCACUCCAAUGACGCCGAUCAUUGGUUCAGCAGAUUCAGCAGCACUGAAAGCAGGGCAGAAUCAGCAGCAGAUGAUAUGUCAGCAGGUGUCCCCUCACAACCCAGUGAACCUCAAGAAGGGACAUCGCAGUGAAGUGUGUAAGACUGGCUGGGCUGAGCUCAAACUUAGCGCCCUUGGAAGCAGAAGGAGUUUUCACUGUGUCAUAAUGCGAGGUGAAAGAAGGAGAGGAUUAAAGUUGCACCAGUCGAAGCUCUCUGCAUCUUGCGUGGUUAUUCCAAGUGGGCCGCUACAGUGAAAACUCCGUGGCUGCAACAGAUCUGCCAUCCCUGCAGAGAAGCUGACGCCAUCUCAUCUGAGAUCCAGCUACCAACCUGUUCCCAGUCACCUAACUCCGCUCGCACUCACAUCCAUCACAGGCAAGAUCAAAACUGGAGCAAAGGAACUAUUUACGCUCAACCAAGCUUGCAGCGUAAUUUAAGUGCCUUAAACACCAACAUAAUAUGUUGAGGUCAAAAUAAUUUGUGAGCUGGUUGCCAACAUAUAACUCUGAAAUUGGUGAAUAUUUCAAGAUCGAUGGCACGUGGAAUAAUAAUUCAUGACAUGUCUGUUUAUGAAAGGGUUUAAAAGGUGAAGCUCUUUAACUAUUAAUAUAGAGUGCUCAUUUAUGACAUUUUGUGGUUACUGUUUUAUGCUAAAAAUCCUUUUGAAUGUCCAUAAUCUGUAAAUGCUUGAUAAAUAUUACUCUGUGGUAAAGGAUAACUACAGCUUAUAGGUGUGAAUUCGAGCAUAGGACAAUCAAAAGCCACGCUAUACUCAAAGCAGUUGCAUAAACAAACAAGAUGUCACUCCCAACAGAGGAAACAGACAAUCCCACAGACACGCCACUCAAGUCUAGCUCACGUGAGAGAAAGCUAACAGAGAAAGGCCAAGAGAUGCAUGACCAAGACGUCAAAAAGCGUGAAAAAACAUUUAAAAAAGCCUAUAACGCUUGGAAGCUAGUAGCAAGGGAGACAAGGACAAAAUUAAAAACCCUUUGCUCAUUAGAAGACCUCAAUAAAUUACACGAAGAUAUUCAGGCAAAGUAUGGUGCUGUAAAACUACAGUAUGAGUCUAUUCUACGUAACAGCGACACAAUGCCAGAGAUUGUCAAAAAAAAAUGGAUGCCUGUGGUAUGCUGACAAAGGAAAUUUGUGAUCUCAUAAGCAACCGUCUAGAGACUAUUGAUGAAGAUUAUAAUGAUCAACUUGAAAAAGAAAGAGUAAGAGAAAUAUUAAACAAAAAUGAAUAUGGGUCUGUCUUUGGUCCAACUAAAACUGAAACUGUAAGUUCAUUUGAGUCAUUAGAGAAAUCAAGCAAACACUCAGCCAGUACCCACAGCGGUAGAGUAGAUGCAGAAGCAGAGCUUGCUGCUAAGUUGGAGCAAUCAAAGGCCAUGGAAGAAAUUCAAGCACAACAAGCACAUCUUCACAAGUUAGAAAGUGAAUGGAAACUUAAAGAGGCAAAAAUGUUGUCAGAAAUGAAACAAAGAGGUGAAAAUGCAACAACAGUUGGAACAAGAGAGAGCAAAACUGCAACUGUUACAAGCAGAAAAAGAGGUCGCUAUAGCAGCAGCUCGUGUGAGAGCAUAUGACAGUUUUGAAGAUUUUGAGAGCCACAAUGACGAAAUUAAGAACAAAACUAGCUCCGCUUAUCAUAGAAUACAAAUUGAACCUCCAUUGAAUCCAGAUGCUGCUUCAUUCCAACCUCACCAGGUAGCUCCUGAAAAGACAGUGACCCAGGAGUAUGUCAGUUUAGCUCAAGCAAUCGCCAGCUCAUUAAGUAUGAAUCGCUUGCCAGUCCCUGAACCCACCACCUUUAGUGGUGACCCUUUAAGAUUUACUGAUUGGAAAAUGUCCUUCAUGACUCUAAUUGACAGAAAACCACUCCCAGCGAGUGAGAAGAUGUUUUAUCUAAAAAAUUAUCUUGCUGGAGAGGCGCGCAAAGCUGUAGAAGGUUUCUUUUAUCGAGAUUCAGAGAAUGCAUACAACGGAGCAUGGAAUGUUUUACAAGACAGAUAUGGGAACCCAUUCAUCAUACAGAAAGCUUUCCGUGACAAGCUCAUGAAAUGGCCAAAGAUCAGCACAAACGACCCGCUAGCACUACGAGAGUUCGCCGACUUUCUCCAAAGCUGCACUGAAGCAACUCCAUAUGUCAAAGGACUAGCUAUCCUUAACGAUUGUGAGGAAAACCACAAGUUGCUCAAAAAACUGCCGGUAUGGAUCGUCCGAAAGUGGAGUCAAAUUGCUGUGGAUGAACUUGACACAUCUGGAAACUAUCCAGAUCUUGCAUGCUUCACAGAGUUCUUGAGCAAAGAAGCACGGAUAGCUUGUAAUCCUAUUACUUCUCCACUGUUGAUAAAUUUCAAACCUGUAGAUGAUAGAAUCCCAAAGAGAGUCAAAGCCUUCAACACAAACAUACAACCAAAGAGUUUCGCUCAGGAGAAACAAGAGACAAACAGCAGUAAACCAAAAUCACCUUGUUCUGUCUGUAAAAGUGAAGCUCAUGGCAUCACACAGUGUCCCACUUUCACAGCAAAGAGUGUUGAAGAUAAAAAGGCAUUCAUACAUGAAAAUCGACUCUGCUUUGGAUGCUUGAGAAAGGGUCAUAUGACCAAGGAUUGUAAGAGAUGACACACGUGCAAUAUAUGCAGCCGUCGUCACCCAACCUGCUUACACGAAGACAGGAAGCAAAACCCUGUGGAAGCAACAAUAAACAGCUCUACUUCCACAGAAGAACGUGCAAGUCAGGAAACACACAAUGUUGUGUCCCAUACAUUAACACAACACGCUUCUGCUACCUCAAGUAUCGUCCCAGUUUUUGUGUCUUCAGUACAAGAACCACACAGAGAAAUACUUACAUAUGCAAUACUGGACACGCAGAGUGACUCAACAUUUGUGUUAGAAGAUGUACUUGACAAACUGAAUGUGAACGUCCAGCCAGUACAGCUGAAACUUAGUACUAUGACAGCUAUUGACACAAUCAUAUCGAGCAAGACUGUUCGUGGUCUACAAGUUCGAGGAUUCCAUUCAAAGAGCUGCAUUCAACUACAGCAAGCCUACAGCCGUGAUUUCAUCCUGGUAGACAAGUCUUACGUUCCAACAAAGGAAACAGCAUUACUGUGGCCUCAUCUCCAAAACUUGGCAAAUAAGUUACCACCCCUCCAAGACUGUGAUGUAGGGCUCCUAAUAGGAUACAACUGUCCAGCAGCACUGGCUCCUCUUGAAGUUAUCUUAGGGGACAAAACCCAACCGUUCGCACAGAGAUCAGAACUAGGAUGGAGUAUAAUAGGCUCAUCAAACCCCCACCUAGACAGACAAGGAGGUCAAAGCUUUGUGCAUCGGCUAACAGUAAAAGAACUGCCAGUUCCAUCAGCGACAGAUGUUCUAAAGGCCCUGGAAUCAGACUUCAUUGAGAGAACUCAUGAGGAUAAAUAUGUGUCCCAGGAUGAUUUUCAUUUCAUACAGUUCCUCAGUAACCACAUCACACAGAAGGAGGACGGGCAUUAUGAAAUGCCUCUCCCUUUUAAAGGCAACAGUCUGCCCAACCUACCAAACAACAAGAGGCUAGCCACAGUUCGCUUACAGUGUCUUAAGAAGAAAUUAAAGGCCAACAAACAAUACUAUGAUCAGUACAAAACAUUCAUGGAAGAAACGAUUAACAAGGGUGAUGCAGAGCCUGCCCCCACAACAUCUGAGAGAGAGACAGAGUGGUACCUUCCACAUCAUGGCAUCUACCACCCCAGAAAACCGGAUAAAUUGAGAGUCGUUUUUGACUGUUCGGCCAAAUUCCAGGGUGUUUCGCUAAACGACACUCUACUAACUGGACCUGAUCUAAUCAAUCCUCUGGUAGGAGUACUUUGCAGAUUCAGGAAGGAAGCUGUAGCCAUCAUCUGUGAUAUUGAGGGAAUGUUUUAUCAAUUCUCUGUCACUCCUGAAUACAGGAAUUAUCUGAAGUUCCUCUGGUGGAAAGGUGGAGAUUUGGAGAAGGAACCACAGGAGUACAGGAUGGCGGUUCAUCUUUUCGGAGCUGCUUCGUCCCCUGGAUGUGCCAAUUUUGGCUUAAAGCAUCUAGCACGACAACACAAAGCUAGCUAUCCUCUAGCAUCAACAUUCAUGGAGAAAAACUUUUAUGUUGACGAUGGGUUAGUCAGCAUCCCAUCAAUUGAUGAAGCCAAGAAACUGAUCUCUGAGUCACAAGAGUUGUGCAAAAAGGGAGGCUUGCGCCUUCACAAAUUCAACUCGAAUGAAGAAGCAGCGCUCUCUUGCUUGAACCCUUCUGAAAGAGCAGCAAAGAUUGAGCCUCUAGGGUUUGAUCCAACCCCAUCAGAACGUGCGCUCGGCAUUCAAUGGUCGAUAAAAGAUGACACUUUCAGCUUUAACAUCAGCUUGAAAGAUCAGCCUUCAACUCGUCGUGGUUGUCUAUCUGUCAUCGCCUCUCUCUACGAUCCACUCGGAUUCAUCGCUCCUUUCAGCCUAAGUGGAAAACAUAUCCUUCAAGAGCUUUGUCACAGAGGCAUCGGAUGGGAUGCCCCACUCCCAGAAGAUGUGAAGCCACGGUGGGAGGAAUGGAUGAACGGUCUUCUCAAGUUAAUGGAGGUCUCAGUUCCGAGAUGUUACCACCCACAUGACUUUCAUGGCAUUGUCAGAGUAGAGUUACACCAUUUCUCAGAUGCCAGCUGUGUGGGAUAUGGUGCAUGUUCUUACCUCAGGUACAAAAAUGACAAGGAUGAAGUCCAUUGCAGUCUUGUGAUGGCGAAAUCAAGGGUCGCACCCUCAAAGGUCACAAGUAUCCCGAGGCUAGAACUCGCAGCAGCUGUGAUUUCGGCAAAGGUCAGUGUCGUGUUAAAAUGUGAACUUGACAUGAAAAUUGAUCAAGAAUUCUUCUGGACUGAUUCGCAAGUCGUGCUUGGGUACAUCAACAAUGAUGCUCGCAGGUUCCACAUAUUUGUUGCAAACCGUGUUCAACUGAUUAGAGAUAACAGUGAUCCUAAUCAAUUGCAUUAUGUGGACACCUCCGAAAACCCGGCCGACCACGCAUCCCGAGGUCUUCGUGCUUCAGACAUUCACUCAACGAACUGGCUGCGAGGACCAAAGUUUCUCUGGGAGCGUGAAUUACAUCUAAUGCCCAGCACUUCAACAGACUUACUCGUCGGUGAUCCUGAGGUCAAAACAAUUCAAGUACUUGCAGCUGAAACCAAUAACUGCAAUGACAUCCUCAGGCGUCUAAGUCAGUUUUCAUCAUGGACAACACUUGUAAAGGUAGUUGCAAGAAUCAAGAGACUGAGGUCUAAACAAACACAACGUAGUGAACAUGUGACUGUAGAGGAGCGUGAGAGAGCUGCUGAGUCAGUAAUUAAAAUCGUACAGCAGCAAGCCUUCUCCCAUGAGAUAAAAAUGCUUCAAGGUGGAAAAGACCUUUCAAACUCAAGCUCUCUCUUCAGUCUUGAUCCCUUCUGGUCUGAAGGACUUCUCCGCGUUGGUGGGAGAUUAAAACAGUAAUCUCUC
Molecule: messenger RNA, 6375 nt
Organism: Nothobranchius furzeri (turquoise killifish)
Lineage: Eukaryota; Metazoa; Chordata; Actinopteri; Cyprinodontiformes; Nothobranchiidae
Molecular function (GO): zinc ion binding; nucleic acid binding
Source: RefSeq, a predicted model, not a curated record